UAUCAAGAAAAUCUUUACUAAAUAUAAUAUUGCUAAAUAAUAAUAAAAAAACGCCAACAUUCGUUAUUAACGAACAAUACUGUGUCAUCGUUGAAAGUCAAAGAGGAAGACGCUAAAAUCUAUCUCUAUUGUGUGUGCCAUCAUCAUUUUCUAUUUUUAGGGAACAACCCAACUAAAAAUAUAAAAAACUUUUAAACAAUACCAAUUGAAAAUAUUCUGCUUGUUUACUGCUAUUAAAACUAAUAAUGUAAAUUAAAGUUUUUAUGUGGUAAAUAAAAAAAAUAUAAAAUAAAUAUUAUUUUAAAAUGUGUAAGAAAUGGCGGCGGCAAGAGAAAAUGAAAUAAAGUCAUUUGACGUUAAUCCUAAUCUAAAUAAAAUUAAAUACGGCGAUGCUGACCUUUGUUCAAAACGUCGAAAACUGAAUAAAAUUAACGAGCAAGAGGAUGAAGAUGAAUACGAUGAAAAUAUAAAUACAUCAAUUAGUCCUGAUGAUGAGACUUAUUUAAAGUUUGAAAAAAACGUAAAUAUAAAUUGUUGUCAAAGUUCAUUCAUUGACACUGUUUCUAGUACAAGUGAUAUUGAAAAGGAUUCAAACCAUAAACAUAUAGCUAAUCACACAUUAACAUCCCAAAAAUUCGAGUCAAGUGCCAAAAAUAAACUCAUAAUUACCGAUAAACCGUCUGUAUCUAGUAAAGGAUUCGAAAAUACUUUCAAGUUGCUGCAGAAUCAAGUAAAAACGAAUACUCAAAAAACAAUUGACCUAAUUAAAACAAUAAAUCCCGAUAAUGAAUUUCCAUCAUAUUCAGGAUCAAAUUUGAGCGUUGUAAGGGAGGAAGAGCCAACAUGUUUCGAACUUGAAUUAGAAGCCAUGCAACGUAUUCAAAUAUACGUUAAAGAUAUAGAACAGGUAAAGCAUGGAGAAAGAAAAAGUGAAAAAUUAUCAACACCAUUACUGGAGUUACUUUACAAUUUUAUCUCCAGAGGAUUGUCGCAAGAUUUUCUCAGUGAAACUGAACACUCCUUACAAACUAAAACAUUGUGUAAUGAUACAACAUACGAUUCAAAUUUAAUGUAUCAUGUGGGAAAAAACACAAACGGUGCAAAAUGUUUAAAAAUUGUGCGCAAUUUACUUAAACACGAAGAAGUUCUAUGUGGUAACCGAGUAAGCCAAAUGACGAGGGCAUACGACGACAUAGAGGCCGUCACUCGCCUUCUGGAAGAGAAGGAGAAAGAUUUGGAGUUGACGGUACAAAUCGGCAAAGAGCUUUUAACACAAAAUAAUUUACUGGAGAAUAGAUUAGUAGAACUAGAAGGCGAAUUAAAAUCGGCAAAUGAGGAUCGCUCUCAACUAGUACAUGAGUUGCAUAAGAAAAAUGAACUUAUUUCUGUCCUUACAAAUGACGGAGAAGACACCAGUGAUAAUGAUACGCCAGUAUAUUCUAAAUCAAUAACGUUGGAUUUACUUCAAAAGAAAAUUACAACGUUACAAGAUGAAAAUAAAUCUCUUAAAAUAGAAGCAUCCCAGUUGGCAUGUCAAACGGAUGAGGUAGAGGCACAUGAACGUCAACUAAUGGAUGAUAUUUCUUUGCAAUUAAAUGAUGCGAACAAGCAAUUCGAAGGUCUUAGUUUGGAAUUAGAACGCCAGCGAGAGGAGAAUCGCCUUCAGCACGAACAAAUUGUUAGCCUAACCGCUCGUUUGUCCGAAGCUGAAAUGAGGCUGCAUCAGCUAACUCACGACAAUGACGAACAUAUUACACUUUUGAACAUCACAAAAGAAAAUCAAAAUUCGUUAGCAUUAGAGUUGGUAGAAUUUAAGCAACGAUACCAAGAAGUACUAGCGCUGCUACAAGAAACCCAGGAACAACUACGAAAACAACGAAAAAAGACUCUUCCACAAGCUCGAAGUUCUUUCAUGUCUACACUUGGUGGUUUGCAACCAGACUCUCUACAAUCUGAAUUGAUGGAAUCUUCAUUAUACUCCGAGAACAGUAUUGACUCAGGUAUUUCGGCUGAUAAUCAACGUGUUAACGAUCGAAUAGGACGAUUGAUGUCACAACUUCCUGGCGCUAGUAACUGCGGCAACAGUUCCAUGAAUUCUAGUGGUAUUUGUGCAUUCAGUGGUGGAACUUUGGCUCCUUACAAACGAGUUUUUGACACAGUACGUUGUGCAACGAAAAGUGGUAAUUUCGCAGAUAGUGAAAUAACGUCAAUGACACACCUAGGGGCCAUGUCAAUGAGCAGUGCGUCUGGACCGCGCAUGUCUACAAUGCCAUUUGUGGGCGGAGCAAAUCCAAAUAACUCUUCAUUUUGUCGUGACGCCGGCUUGUCUUUGGGUAUGGGUGUAAAGACGUUAUCAUGCGAAAGCAUAAAUUCUCAAUCAGAUGACGGUUAUCCAUCUCAACCAUCAGGUGUGCCAGGCGCGCCAGGUGCCAAAGAACUUGAAGCUGCGCUAAAAAGACUUACACCAGCAGAAGUUCUUGCAAGAAGAGCAAUGUUAUCAUAUGCCCCAGCAGGAACUUAUUCAUACGAUGAUCAACAACCAACGGCUGCCCUUCCGCUGGGAGUGCGAACACCUGAUAGCAUUAUGUCGACCGGAUCGUCUGGAAUUUCGUCAUCUACUAAUAUGUCGUCAUCGAUGCAUCAAUGGCGUCUUCCUGAGAAACUACAAAUUGUCAAACCCAUUGAAGGUUCUCAGACAUUGCAUCAUUGGACGCGUCUUGCUACUCCUACUCUAAGUGGCCUAUUAGAAGAACGGCCUGGUGUAACAAUUCGUGGUGGUCGAGGUCUGGACGAUCUAGGUAUGCAAGUUUACACACUCUCUGAUGUUGAAGAAGAUGUCAGUGAUGAAUUGCCUGGCAAACAAUUUGAAUUUUCUGGCUGUACUUAUACCUAUACCACCAGUACUGUAAUGCAUCCCGAUGACGGACUCCUAACUGAUUUGUCUUUUUUGUCGCAAUCACAAGUGUCCUCUCGAAUGGCUUCUACAUCAACUUCUCGCCAACCAAGUUGUCCCCCAACCCCUCGAGCUGGAUUAUCACGCAAAAAUUCGUGCUCAACAUUUUCUGUUAAUUUGGGCUUAGCUUCGAUGUUGAAUGAACGAGGUAUUAAAGCUGUGACUCCAAGCGCCUUAAAUACGCCAGCAGGUCCGAACUUUUCACCUACUGUCACACCAUGCAACAGUCCAGAGGGAUCUCCAACGCGAUCUAUGUCGCCAGAACCCUUAUUCGGGUUGCUUUCCUCUGGAGCUGAUUUGAUUCGACGAAAGCUUGUCGGUGGUGACAUAGAAAGGCCCAACAGAAAUCAACAACAUCAAAAACAACAGAAAAUUAUGCUAACACGUCUUGAACGACGUGCUCUAAGAUCAUUACGUCUGGUGGAGAAAGUCGAAAGUAUUGGUUUAGAAAACAUUAUUACCACACAACCAAAUGCAAUGUCUCAGCUAGCUAGUGGAAUUGCUAAUCGCAGCGCCAGUCCAAUGGCUCAAUUAACCAGCCUCAAAAAUAUUCACACGAAUUCUAAUAAUCUUGUAAAUGACUUACACUUUGAUCGCAACCAGAUAAAAGAUGUACUGCAGAAGGGACUUCAUCCCCAGGAGCUACAAACUCCAACAUCAUCUAAAUCAUCGGUAGGCGGAGGAGCAUUAAGAACAUCGGAUCAACGCGAACCAAAACUAAAAGAAGGUGAUACUAAGCAGAAGCAGCAGCAAAAAAUGCACAAAUUAGACGAUGACGCACAAAGAGCGGCAGGCAGCAUUAUGUCUGAUUUGGAAAAUUCAAGUAUUCGAGCUAAACAAAUGCUGCGACAAAAGUCACGAAGAAACUUAAAAAAUGGCCAAAGACCUGAUUUAGGUACAAUUGGAGGUCGAGUGCGCACAGAUUUAGGACGGGUUUCUCCAAAACAGCACGACCAGCCUUUAAGCACUCGAAAUAAGGCAUCUGGAAGCAUUUCUAAACAAAUCUCUUCUAACAAUAAAGACCACGAUACCAAAGAAGCCCAGCAAAGUAUUACGCAAUCGUUCGUCGGAACCGUAAGCUCUUUACUGUUUGGCCGCAAGGGUGGUUGGCUGUAAACUAACUAACCGGUCCAGACUAGAAAUGUGUCUUUUUCAGGUGAUACUACUGACAAUUUUCGCCUUGGAAUAAAAUAGAAACCCUUUUAGAUAACACAAUUUCAUAAACUAUUUUGAACAACACUGCGCUAUAUCAUCAUUCUAACCAGCAUCCAUAGUGCACUUUAUUUCGGUGCAUUUAUUUAAAUAAGCAUUUCCUUUGUUUGCAAUAAUACAUACAACAAAUUCCUCACAGAGCAACGCAAUGCUUUUUAAGGUCAAAUUUUUGUCUUAAACAUAUAGUAGUUGAAGCUACAAAAAUCGUAAAUUUUUGCUUUUGAAGGUUUAAAAGUUAGUAAAAUGCUAUAUACAUUUUAUUUUAAAAUGCUGCCUAACCAACCAACCUACACAUACUUACAUAUACGAUGUAUUUUUAAUUCUCAAUACUUCCUUUGUAUUCAAUGUACAUUAUAAAUUGUAUUUUCAUUUGUAUGGUCAAUUGCGGUCACUGAGAGAGUGUUAUAAACUGACAUGAUCAGAUGUUUUUUAAGUUCUUUAUAUCAAUAUGUAUAUGUUUCUUUUGUUUUUAAUAUUAAACAAAACAAUGGGUGUUUGCUCUGAUGUAUUAUAUAAUAUGAUAUCAAUGUAUCUUUUAAUGUGUUAGUACUACCAGGGUAAGUGGCUUUAAAUGCUAUAUAAAAUACAUAGUCCCAUUUAUUUAUAAAAAAGAGUGGUGCCGAGGAUCUCUUCAAUAAGGAUUUUCUCAUACAUAUUUACAUAUAUACAUACUAUUGUAACUAUUUUUUUUAUAUUUAUUUUUUGUUUAGUUUUAAAUUUUGACUCUAUAGGCAUCAUUGGACGAUCAAACAUAUAUGACGAUCAUAAUGGCAAGAAUACAACAGUCGUACAGUCGUGAAUAAAAAACAAAACUUUGUUAAUAUUUAUAACAAUAAUCGGCAAGCCUUCAAACUUAUCUGAACUAUGUACAUACAUAUAUUUUUUCAAAGACUGUUUCCAAUGUCAAGCCUGUCGCCUGUUAUAUUUUAUCGUCUAAUGACCCCUUAUUGUGCUAUUUUUAAUUUUAUAAAGUUAUUUCUAGUCUUCAGCUAUAUUGUGCUUAUAAUUUGGCUUUGUUACUAUAUUUUUAUUUUACGCAUACAUCUUCAGUGUGCAAAUGAAAAAAACAACAACAAUACUAUAAACACAAACUAUCUUAAUUGAAUUUAUUUAAAUGAAAAAGAUACAUAUUAUUCUGAAUUAAAAAUGUUAAUCUUGUUUACCCCCAGUAACACGAAGUCUGGUUAUGUGUUAACUAAUAGUUAUACUGACAGUUUUCAUACAAAAAUAAUUUUAACCGACAGUAUAACUAUUAGUUAACGCAUAACCAGGCUUCGUUUUAAUGGGGGUUAGUAUUUUAAAUUUAAAUCUAAACUGCACGAAGUUAGCAGCACCAUUCCUGAUCAUAAAUGGUGUAUGAUUUUUAUGGGCAUUCGACAGUUAUCAGGGGUUAGUCAUAUAUACUACUACUACUUAUUAAUAACAUUACAAUAUAAUAAAUACAAUAAGAACUGUUAACGGAAUCGCAUCAUUUAGAGGUUUGAAGAACUAAAAAAAUGUUUAGGAAUGUUGUGCAAUGCUUACAUUAAACUUCGUAACAAAUAUGUAUUUAGAUUUUAUGAUACUAUUUGGGAUCACAUUUCUAGAAGGGUUUUCCAUCAGCAAAAAUAUUGGUAAAACAGCUGUUACUACAAAGCAUAAAGAAAACUGAGUUAAAUAUUACGAUUGGGCAAAUCUUUCACCAAAUAAGGGUAACAACAAUUUUUAUAUAUUGGAAUUACUUCAUAGUAAAUGUUUAUUUGAAAAAUAGAUGAUUUUACUUAAAACAAAUCGACACAUACAUAUAUUUUCCUAAUUCACAUCCGGUGAUGAAUCGAUGUAUUGUUUUAAAAUCCUUUAAUAGCUUUGUUUUCAAAUGUUUAGUCAUUUGAUCACAACAAUACAGUGUAGGAAGAGAAUUGGACAUUAAUAAAUAAAUUUUGUUUUUUAUAUGAAACUGUCAAAAAACUCAUAGUUAUGAGGUAUUAAAUUAAUUAUGAGAUAUUAAAUAUUUUUGUUCCUGCCUCAUAAAUAAAUUCUUAUAAUCGUCAAAAUCAAGUAACUAAUGGUUUUUAUUUAUUAAAAAUUGGUCGAACAUAUGCAUCAACAUUUGCUUUCGGUCGGACAAUAAUUAUAUGUAUGUAUAUCACAAAAAACGAGUAGUUAAACAUAAAACAAUUAAGUGGUUAAAACGUUCUUAACAAACAAUUAAAAUGUUAAAAAUGUUAUUUCCACUUAUUUCCUGUAGAAUCGAUUUGAAAUGCAUAUAUUCACAUGUUUUUACUCUGUAGAUUAUAUUGCUCAAUAUCAGUUGUUUUAGUCACUACAUAAAUACACCAUUGUUUUUACUGAUAGAAAGACCUUUUGUCCCAAUAUCAAAAUAGUCUAAUACACAUAGCGAUAAAAGCGACAGAACAAGAAUAAAUCUUUUCUCGAGAAUAAAUACAAAAACAUAAAAACAAAAAAUCAGAGUUACAUUUAUUUUUGUAUGUUAAGAACAAUACAAUAUUAUAGUUAAAAUCUAUUCAAUAAUAAUUAGUGCAACUUAUUAUUUUAUCUAUAUUUUUUACUUUAUUUUCAUUUUGCUUUUAGAAAUGAUUAAAAAGGUAAAAAUGUAAAAAAAUAGUAAAUAAUUCUCAUUGGGUUGAAGUAUGACUCAAGAUGUUAAAAUAAAAUAUUAAUUUUUAUGCAAUAAAAAAAUAUUGUUAAACUUAAA
Molecule: messenger RNA, 6860 nt
Organism: Calliphora vicina (urban bluebottle blowfly)
Lineage: Eukaryota; Metazoa; Arthropoda; Insecta; Diptera; Calliphoridae
Gene: milt
Product: trafficking kinesin-binding protein milt
Exons: 6
Coding region: 317-4069 (1250 amino acids)
Biological process (GO): protein targeting; mitochondrion distribution; vesicle transport along microtubule
Cellular component (GO): mitochondrion; cytoplasmic vesicle
Molecular function (GO): myosin binding
Source: RefSeq, a predicted model, not a curated record